AUGUCUCGUUUGGAUGUACGAUUUGAUGCGAAUUUGUAUCGGUUUUUGGCGGUAUAUGUACCCCCUUCAGCAAGUUCCACAGCAGAAGACGACGAACAAUAUUGUGCACAUGUCGAAAACAUUCAAGCCAUCAUACUUGACUCCGCAAACAAGUAUACACCAUGCGGAGUAAGACCGACGUCGAAAAUGAUGCACGAUACGUCGAAAAUACAUCCAAUCAUAUUGGGCGAUUUUAAUGCACAUUUAGGGAAGAAGACAAAUGACAUGGAAAGUUCUCUUGGAAGGCAUACGUACGAUAGUUGUCGAAAUACACGAGGGCAAAUACUUGUAGACUUCUGCGAAGAACUACAACUUCGGGCAGCUGCCACGUUUUUCAAGACCAGGAAUGGACGAAAGUGGACCUGGAGAUCUCCGAACGGGAAGACUUUUAGCUGUAUCGACCAUAUAUUUGCAUGCCGUCACCUUCGUUUCAACAGUAUCAGAACAGGAUCGAUACAGUUUGAAACUGAUCAUCGGCUUCUACGAGGAAUUUUAGAGAUACACAGCUGCACUACCAGAAUGAGAAAGAGAACACGUUCGAAGUCUUAUCUAGACCGAGACGCUUACCAGAUGGAACUGGCCAGAAUUUGUCCUCGAACCAUUCAAGAUCCAUCGAAUCGUUAUCAAGAAAUAUGCAGGUAUAUCAGGAACGCGGCAUCUGUGGCUAUAAGACGUACCCAAGCUCGCCACUACCUUUCCACUGACACCCUAUCACUAAUGAGACAGCGACAGCAACUGAAGAGAGAGAUGAAUACGCUAACAGACCGAGUAGCAUACAUCGAAACUUGCAAAUUGCUGAGAAGGAUGAUAAGAAACGAUAUUCGUUUACAUCAUCGUGAUCUUGUUCAGAAAGCGAUUGCUACUGGUGGAAGCUUGAAGAUGGUAAAAAACCAAAUGUCAGUUGGUCGGCGACAACCGACUCAGCUGCGACAAGAAAGGGAAACU
Cooperia oncophora is the source of this 984-nucleotide messenger RNA. The record is from the annotation of a GenBank genome assembly. Lineage: Eukaryota; Metazoa; Nematoda; Chromadorea; Rhabditida; Trichostrongylidae.